AGAGAACCACUAGUUCCAUAUUCGAACAAUUUCCCCCCAAAUCAGCGAGGGUAAUUCAGGCACACCGAAACCCUAGAUUAGGGUUUAAUUGUUCUCUCUCAAUUUGGCCUUCAGAUUGAUUAUACUCUUCAGAUCGGUGUUGUUGGUGAAUCAAUUUUGGUGUGUUCCGUUUCUGCUCUUUCUUCCUUCAAUCGGGCUUUUUUGCCCAUUUCGCGUUCAAAUCCAUGGUCUUCGCUUUACUAUGGAACCCUCUUCACUGCAAUCCAUUCCUCCCAUUCAACAACAAGACGACGAGUGGGACACUGAUGGAUUUGUGAUUCCGAGCUUGGAAAUCGGAGACUCUGAUCAAAGUAAAGAUAAUGUUCCCAGCAUAGAAUCGCCGAAUUCUGCUACAAAGGCUAAGAAGGAAGAGAACAUCUAUCUUGGCCCACACGGAGCGCCUCCUUCACAAUCAAAACAGCAAGAGGUAAAUUCAUCAAACCGGAAGCAGCGGUUCAAGCAAAAGCUGAAAGAAGCUGAUAAAAGAAAUAAUGGAACAGGUAGGGAGAAUAAAGUGGAUAACCUGAGGGAGCUUGUGGGUGGGGGAAAAGCAAGUGUCGGCAUGGGAAAGGGAUCCUCUCCUAAAGACUGGUUAGAUCCACAUUGCCAUGAAUCUCAUUUUGAGAGGAGAUGAUUCACACAUUGAAGAUUUUAGUUUCUUCAAGUUAUUUAUAAAGGGAGAAAAUCCACUUUAGUAUCUUUUAUUGUAGUUUGAUAUGAUGCAUCACUCAAGACACAAAUUUCAGAAGUUUUGGACAAUAAGUUCAUCCCCCGGUUCUUCGAUAAUAAAGUUGUUAUGCUCAGUAUUCUGUAAUUAUGUUAUAGUUCUUUGUGGAAACUAUAGGCUUGAAAUGUUGAAUUCUGUCAACUACUAAUCUACACAAAGGAAAACUAUUAAGGAGCUAAGGAAAUAAAACAGGGAGACAAAUACAGAAUGACAAAAAACCUUUUUUUUAUUGAAUUUUCUUCAAGGAUUAUAUA
This is a messenger RNA of Cicer arietinum (chickpea), 1020 nucleotides long. RefSeq lists its product as uncharacterized. NCBI's taxonomy places the organism in Eukaryota, Viridiplantae, Streptophyta, Magnoliopsida, Fabales, Fabaceae. The record is from RefSeq and is a predicted model, not a curated record.